CCCGCCCCUCAGUAACCCCUUGGUGGCGUCUGGAGGACCAAGCGGGAGUAAAUCAUGGGUCUGCUCUCAAUCUUGCGCAAGCUGAAGAGUGCCCCAGACCAGGAGGUGCGCAUUCUGCUGCUGGGGCUGGACAAUGGGGGCAAGACCACCCUCCUCAAGCAGCUAGCCUCUGAGGACAUCAGCCACAUCACCCCAACGCAGGGCUUCAACAUCAAGAGCGUGCAGUCUCAGGGCUUCAAACUGAAUGUCUGGGACAUCGGAGGACAGAGGAAGAUCCGGCCAUACUGGAGGAACUACUUUGAGAACACAGAUGUCCUUAUCUACGUUAUUGACAGCGCGGACCGGAAGAGAUUUGAAGAAACAGGACAGGAGCUGGCCGAGCUGCUGGAUGAGGAGAAGCUCAGUGGGGUCCCGGUGCUGAUCUUCGCCAACAAGCAGGACCUCCUGACGGCUGCACCGGCCUCUGAGAUCUCGGAAGGCCUGAAUCUACACACCAUCCGGGACCGCAUCUGGCAGAUCCAGUCCUGCUCCGCCCUCACUGGGGAGGGUGUCCAGGAUGGCAUGAACUGGGUCUGCCAAAAUGUCAAUGGCAAGAGGAAAUAAGGCUCCCCUCUGCUUAGCGUCCAAGUCCACCCCCAAACGAAUGUACAGCCGAGGAAAAUGACAAGAGCACAAGGAAGCCAAACCAACUGGACCAGGUGGGGCAGAGUGUGCCCACCAAUUACCAUGCCCCAGACCCAGAGAGCCCAGCAACUGCCCCUAACAAAUCCACGCUUCCUCCCUCCUCAUUGUCCCAGGCAGGGGUUGCUGCAGACUUCUGCAGUUCACUCCCAUCCAGGGUUCCAGUCCUUUCCCCAAUAGCAGUGUCCUCUUUUUCUGCACCCGUCAGGCAGCAACAGGUCACAUGGUUGGAGUGAGUGACAGGGGCCCUGGUAACAGCUUUAGCUGGCUAAAGCAGGUGGCUGUGUUAGAGGGUGAGUGCUGCAUUGCAUGCUGUCAGUGCAUGUGGGGGAGUGGGGUCACCAGCAGCACCAAGUCUCUAUACAUUACAGGAGUUGGUGGAGCUUGGUUAGAGUGGGCGGGACUGAGAGGCAGUGGGUGGAGCUGGAUCCGUGCUCCUCUCUAUCAGAAAGACCACCUGUGAUUAUUCAGCACUCAAUGUCUGUGGUGAUGAUGUGGCCCAAUCGGAGGACUCAUUCCCAGUGGCCUUAGAGCACAAAACUGAGGAAGGAUUGUCCUUUCAAAGCCCUUACUUGGUAGCUUCAUUUUUUUCCUGCUGUUUUUAAGCUCUGUGUAUGUAGAUCAUAGAUGCAGUGAUUAUUCUGACAGUUUCUGAUGUGCAGUAUGGUACUCUGCAACACCACAUUUUUGUGUAAAUCUGAUGUAAAUAUAUUCCAGUUUAUAAAGGGACAUUUAAAUCAGCAUUACUAGAGAGGAACCUAUCAUCUCUGAAACUUGGUCAGACCUUUAUUUUAGCAGAUUUCCUGAUCCGUGCCCAUUAAUAUCAAAGGUCAGCAAGGUUAAUUAAUAACAGGACCUCUCCAUGAAAAUAACACAUGUACACAACUAAAGUAGAUCUGCACAGUGGCGUGAGGGUAUUCACAGCUGCAGUGCAGCAAAUGCGUUAAAACAGUGUUUUUUUUUGUUUUUUUUAAAUACAGCACUGUUACUGCUCACAUUCCCUGUGCAGACUCACAUUUCUCAUCAGAUUAACAGGAGGUCAACAGAAGAUCACGUCCUUGCCGCUGGUGAUUUCCACCAAAAUUACCCAGAGCCUCGGUUCUCUGCAGCGACCACUGAAUAAGCCCAGAUACAACUGCUACAGGUGUGCAGCCGUAUUGGAAAGUGGAUGAAAUUAAAUCAGCCCUUGAUGAGGUAAACAAGUUCUUGAAUAAAACACCUUGUCCUCCAGAGGCAAUCUACAGAAGGACAAAAACAAAACAAGAAAAAGCCUAAUGCUUUUUCUUCGGGUAAUUGUAAUUUGGUUUACUUCUUAUCAGCUAACCUUCAGGGAUAUUUGUUUCAGCUGCAGUGUAACAUUAUCUUAGCAAUCUUUAGCUUGUGUUUUUGGGGCACAAUGGUCAAGCGUUUUAUGUUGGUACACAAUAAAUAUUGAUUCCAUUGUUCUAAGUGAAUUUUACAACAAAUGGGCUAUGUCUUACUCCCAACUUUAGCGUUCCUCUUCAUUUUGAGUUAUGUUUACCCUUGUGGAAAGAGAAUGUCAGCUGUGAUGUCAUUGUUGGCAUACCAACGGUACCAUCUCUCCUCCUCCCAUAAAGAGCCAGCUAAACACCAAUGCUCCUACGUCCUUGCUCAAAACGCCUCCAGGCUGAAAGCACUCUCAGUGAAUGCCAGCCAGCAUUAUCAAUUGCGUGCGUCUUUUCCUUGAGUAUAUCAGCAGCAAAAGUUCACUCUUUUCACCAAGAAAACAAAAACAAACAAAAAGAGCUUUUGUGUCCAUCUGUGCCCCCCCCUUGCCACCCCUUUUC
Molecule: messenger RNA, 2489 nt
Organism: Megalops cyprinoides (Indo-Pacific tarpon)
Lineage: Eukaryota; Metazoa; Chordata; Actinopteri; Elopiformes; Megalopidae
Product: ADP-ribosylation factor-like protein 3
Exons: 6
Coding region: 55-603 (182 amino acids)
Biological process (GO): cilium assembly
Cellular component (GO): microtubule cytoskeleton; cytoplasm
Molecular function (GO): GTPase activity; GTP binding
Source: RefSeq, a predicted model, not a curated record